Messenger RNA from Leishmania major strain Friedlin, 2565 nucleotides. RefSeq lists its product as hypothetical. Lineage: Eukaryota; Euglenozoa; Kinetoplastea; Trypanosomatida; Trypanosomatidae. Bases 1 to 2565 code for a protein of 854 amino acids. The transcript has a single exon. The record is from RefSeq and is a predicted model, not a curated record.
AUGUCGUCCACGUGGCUUCACGCGCUGCGGGCGUACGCGGCGCGCACUAAUGCGACGCCCGCAUCGCUCGCCGCUCGAUGUCGCCUCUUCGACCAACUGUGUGCUGUGCAGCUGCGCGGCCUGCCAAGCGCGCAGCUGCAUCCCGAUGCCCUCCCCGUCCUCCGCGAGGCGCGUUGGUCAUUGCUGCGUGAAGGCACCACUGCUGACAAGGCGGAGCUGCUGGAGCACAUUGUACGGCAGUACGCGCAAGCAAGCGAGAAGGCCAUGUACGCAGCGCCCACGGCGUCUUGCAGCCUGGACGGCAUAAGAGGCAGUGCAGACGCGCAGCGCCAGCAGCCGGGGAAGACGAGCAACCACACGCGCUCCCUGCAAGAUAGGUCGCCACAGCAUGCGACUCGCAGCGGUACCUCCGGUAGCCUCCUCUCCGGCGUGCAGCUCAGCGAGAUGAGUGUGCUGCAGCAGCUGCUGCUGGAGCAGGUGCAGUGUCUUGUUGAGGCCAAGGUGUCUGACAUUCCCUUGUCGGCGCGCCACUACCGCUACCCAAUGCGUUCCCCGCUGCUCGCCACGGUAAGCCCAGAGCUGCCGCUUCUCCUGCUGGAGGAGCUCACACAACAGAGCACAGCAGUGUCGUCGUCGUCGUCGUCGUCGUCAUCGGCUCAGUCGAACAUAGACUGGGAGGCGCGCGUUGACUGCUGUGUCGGCCUCGUCGCGGCGGGCCAUGUGCAGGAGGCGCUCGCUCUGUGCAGCGAUGAUGGUAGCACUUUUCGUACUGUGAUGCACCGCGUGGUGCCGCUGCGUCGCGACGGGUGGCGAUGCGCGUGGGCGCUGGCCGAUGCCGCCCCGCUCUCUCGCGUCCUCGACGACGCCACCGCCGCCGCGGGCGGCACUGCCUCUCUCCAUUGGCUGCGCGGGGUGCUGGAGGCGGUGGACAUGCGCCACCGAGCGGCCGUGGGGGCGCGGCAGGUAAGUGACAGUGCCAAUGCCGAACGGAAUCAUGUGUUCGAGUGGGUGGAUCGUCUGCGCCGCUUGAUUGUGCCGUCGAGCAAGGUGGCAUUGGCCGGUGCAGAGGGGCAGCAACAGCGCGUGUCCGCGACGGCGCUGCGGCUAAUCAUGGACACUUACUUGUCUGUCUGUCCAGCCAGCCGCUGGCGGGAUGCAGUCGGGGCGGUGCUGGAGCUAGCUGCUGCAACUGACGAAGCGUCUGCUGUGGCGCAAGCGGCAGCAGAGGGCAACUGCUGCGCCGACGCGGUGACAAUGGGGCGCCUCAUGUCCAUCCUCAAAGCGGCAGAGCAGCCAUGGAUGGUGCUGCUUUUCUUCUACGGCGACUCGCUGGCGCUGCAGGUCGCAUCUUCGCGGUCGCGCAACGACAGCAGCCCCAAGCAGCCUGACAGCGAUGCUCCCGCGAGGUGGCAAGUGAGCGACAAAUCUGUCCAGGCGAAGGUGGAAGAGUGUGUGCGAGCAGCGCGCGACGCCGACCGCCUCACAGUGGCAACGGGCACGAUCCUGAACGAACGCGACAAGCGCCACGCCGCUAUCUACAACCACGCCAUGGUCGCCCUCGCCGCCACGGGGCACCACACGGAAGCCAUGCACUUCUACCGUACGCUGCCGAUCCUGCUUGUCAACUGCUACACUCACUGGUCCGUGCUGCAGCUCUUCUUGCAGCCGACAAGGGACAGCCGUGCCGUCUCUGCGCUCCGCUCGUCAGAGAACUACAACCAUUGCGCGCGCGCUCUCCGACACCUAAUUCGAAUGAGCACGGCAGACUCAAAAGCAGCGCAUGCGCACACCCAAGUGAACGGCAACAACGGCAGCGUGCACCCGGCGACACCGAUCCGCUGCACACGCGACCAAGGCGGAGUGUGGGAAUCCAUGAUACUGUGGGCCGCACUUCGACGAGACACCGAGACGGUCGACCUGUGUGCCACGCAUGCGCCGGCCGUGUCUCGAUAUGCGCAUCUCAUUGCCCUGCUUUCCGCCGCUGCAUCGCGCGGCGACGGUUGGUCAGCGGCGCAGGCACAAGUCCGCCACAUGUGUGCCGCGCCGCGCACCACGCUGAAGGAGCUGAGCCUGGCGACGGCAGCCAUGGCCUCAUUUUUUCCACGCUGGCCGGCCGGUACUACCGCGGCCGAGCUGCCGGUGCGCGCGGAGCUGUUUGACGAGGUGGCACGCUCGAUGGCUCCCCUCGUCGGCCGCAGUCAGUCUCGCAUGGACGAGAUGCUCGAGCUCCUUGUCGGCUACUCUGUCAGCCUCCGGCGGCGCCGCCGUAUGCCCUUGACACCGCAGGACGAGGCGGCGGCACUUGAUGACAUCCUUGUCAAGGAGAACAUCCUCGCGAACACCAUGGACCUGGCCCGCCCGCGCGCCGGGUACGCCUCUGACGUCGACAGAGCGCACCACAGCUGCGACAACGGCGCGGCAGACGACUCCGGUGCGUGGCGCACGGUGGUGCACGUCAUGACCUCCGUUGCGGAGCGGCAGGGACUCUCGGCCGCGCGGGCCGCGCCAGCACUUGUGUCAGCCGGUGUCCCCGCCGAAAUGGCGAUCGACCUGCUGCCCACGUAA